This is a messenger RNA of Brassica napus (rape), 1152 nucleotides long. RefSeq lists its product as uncharacterized. The transcript has a single exon. NCBI's taxonomy places the organism in Eukaryota, Viridiplantae, Streptophyta, Magnoliopsida, Brassicales, Brassicaceae. The record is from RefSeq and is a predicted model, not a curated record. Bases 1 to 1152 code for a protein of 383 amino acids.
AUGACGUCUUCUCAAUCAUCUCCGAUUCCACUGUCCUCUGACUCUUUUCAUCAUCAGUCUGAUCAUCAUGAGAAUCCCUAUUAUCUUCACAAAAAUGAUCAUGCUGGAUUAGUUCUUGUUACUGAUCGAUUGACAACAGCUUCUGAUUUUCAUUCUUGGAGAAGAUCUGUCAAGAUGGCGUUGAAUGUGCGCAAUAAGCUAGGCUUCAUUGUUGGUACUAUUCCUAAACCUUCUCUCACGCAUCGUGACUACGGAGCUUGGUAUCGUUGCAAUGAUAUUGUGGCUACUUGGCUGAUGAAUUCUGUAUCCAAGAAAAUCGGGCAGAGCUUGCUGUUUAUAUCUACUGCGGAAGGAAUCUGGAACAAUCUAAUCUCUCGAUUUAAGCAGGAUGAUGCUUCUCACGUUUAUGAUAUUGAACAGAGAUUGAGUAAGAUUGAGCAAGGCUCUAUGGAUUUAUCUUCGUACUAUACUGAAUUGGUUACUCUAUGGGAGGAACAUAGUAAUUUUGUGGAGCUUCCGGUUUGUACAUGUGGGAAGUGUGAGUGUGAUGCUGCGUCUUUGUGCGAGAAGUUACAGCAUAGGAGUCGAGUAACAAAGUUUCUGAUGGGUUUGAAUGAGUCUUAUGAGCAGAUGCGGCAUCAAAUACUUAUGAUCAAGACAAUUCCGACUAUUGAAGAAGCUUUCAAUAUUGUUACUCAAGAUGGGCGACAACGUUCUAUUCGUCCUGUAACUGCAGUUGAUAAUGUGGCUUUCCAGGCUAUGAAUCCUUCAUAUGCGGUUGUUGAUCCUGCUUAUGCUGCAGCUUAUGUUGCAGCUUACAAUGCAGGAUGCGCUUAUCAGAAGCCUAUUUAUACUCAUUGUGGGAAGACUGGUCACACAGUUAAGAAGUGCUUUAAGCUUCAUGGCUAUCCGCCUAGCUAUAAAACUUAUGGAGCACCUCAUUCUCAGAACAGGAACCAGUCUCGGUCAUCACAGGCUCCGGUUAAAUCCACUCCCCAAGACUCAGCACAAACAUCUACUUUGACUAAUGCUGUAGCGACAGUAUGUGAAGAUACAGAUUCACGUUUCAUCUCACAAAUUCCACCGGUCUCUCCUCACCUGACCAGUGUAGGAAUGAACUUGAAUUUGAAAAGCUUUACUCCACAACAUUAA